Molecule: messenger RNA, 1428 nt
Organism: Copidosoma floridanum
Lineage: Eukaryota; Metazoa; Arthropoda; Insecta; Hymenoptera; Encyrtidae
Product: facilitated trehalose transporter Tret1
Biological process (GO): transmembrane transport
Cellular component (GO): membrane
Molecular function (GO): transmembrane transporter activity
Source: RefSeq, a predicted model, not a curated record
AUGGAGAAUCACUCAAAUAAAAAGCAAUGGCCGCAAUACUUAGCUGCGAUAAUCGCAACAUUAUCAAUGGCAGUAACAGGAUCACACAUAGGCUGGACAUCUCCAAUACUUCCUCGUUUAAAAGAGCCAAAUUCUACUUUAACUGUAACGUCAAAUCAAGCAUCAUGGGUUGCUUCUUUGUACAUACUUGGCUCUAUUCCUGGUAAUUUUCUUGCUAGUUUUAUUGUGGACUCAGUGGGACGCAAGAUCAGCUUACUGAUAUCCGGGAUACCGAUGACCAUAGGUUGGAUUUUAAUUAUCUUUGCUCGGAAUCCGUACGUUCUUUACGUUUCGCGCUUCAUCAGUGGAUUAGGUCAGGGUAUUGUCUACGUGGUCGGUCCCAUGUACCUCGGUGAGAUAGCGGAUGAGAAAAUUCGAGGAUCUCUGGGAUCUUUUAUCAAACUUAUGGUCACAUUUGGUGAGCUUUACGCUCACGCUAUUGGACCAUUUUUUAGUUACGAAGUGUUGGCCUACAGCUGCAUUGUUUUGCCAAUCAUUUUUUUCGUUACAUUCAUAUGGAUGCCAGAGUCUCCCUACUAUCUUAUAAUUCGCAACAGACGAGAGGAAGUUGAAAAAAGCUUGCAAUGGCUGAACCGCUACACUUGCAAAGAAGAUCUGAAAAAUGAUAUGGAUCAGAUGGAAAAAACAGUAGCUUUCAAUCUGAAGAACAAAGGACACUUUUGGGAUAUGUUUAGUACCAGAGGAAAUAGACGUGCGGUUCUGAUAUGCUUUGGACUGCAGGUGGUAUUACAGCUAAGUGGUAUUGCAGCAAUAGAAUCUUAUACACAAGAGAUUCUUGAAGGAAGUGGAUCCAAUAUGUCGGCUGGAACAACAGUGAUCAUUCUUAGUGUAUUGCAGCUCAUAGCUGGUAUUGUCGCGGUGGCAUUAGUAGAUCGAGUAGGCAGACGUCCGUUGCUUUUGUUAACGACUUUUUUGGCUGGAGUUGCGCUUAGCAUCAGUGCAGGAUUUUAUUUUUUACAAAGUAAUCUCAAUUACGAUGUAAAAAAAUAUGGUAACGUUCUUGUCGCUGCCAUCAUCGGUUACGAGCUGAUAGUCGCGUUAGGCCUAAGCCCUCUGCCAUACUUGAUGCUAGGAGAACUUUUCCCUACAAACAUCAAGGGUGUUGCCGUGUCUUUGGUUAAUUUGUGGACAUCGCUUCUCGCCUUCAUUGUAUCUAAAAUGCAUCAAGUCAUAUCCGAUUACUGUGGCAUUUAUAUGUCAUUUAUAGUGUACGCGUUAACUUGUUGUGUAGGUAUGGUAUUCAUUGCACUGGUGGUACCUGAAACUACAGGGAAGUCUUUACUCGAGAUCCAAAAUGAAUUAAAUUGUGGCUCAAAGAAAAUUAAGCAAAAAGAAAAACAGGAAGAUCAAGAAAAUACGGCUCUGUAA